AUGCUCUCUCGCAAGCCGCGGGCGCCCUCAGUCAAGUCGCUGCCCAUCAGCCCUCCGCUGCCCUUCCCGCCCUCCUACUACCGCCAGCACCACCCGGCCAGCGGACAGGCAGACGCAGAAGAAGAUAUCUAUACCCAGCCAGCGCCGCGCGAGUAUCCAGACUAUGCCAUCAUGCCAGACCCUGCGCCGGGCGUGAACCUCGCCCUCGAGCAGUCCUACUUUGACCUGCGCCAGCAUCAUCAACAGCAGCAUCUCCAUCACCAGCAUCACCAUCAGCAUCACCAUCAAGAUCAACAUCAGCAUCAACAGGAAUAUCCGUUCAGUCCUAAUGACUACAGCUACGAGUUCAGUGGCUACGCCGCCCGUCUGCCUCCGUCGCCGCCGACCUCCCCCCCCUACGCGGCCGCAGCCCCGGAGGACGACCGCUACCCGGCCUCGCUGGCCUCGCUGCCUCUCUCGAUGAAGAGCGCAGGCCACAGACGAGGCGCCCGCUCCAUGGGCAGCGCGACCGCCGUCUCCCAGCCGUCGCGGCUCAGUCGAGGCAGCGCGGCCACAGACGUCGGCAGGGCGUCGGACGUCUCCAUCGACCUGGCGGACAUGCUCUCCGACAAGCUCGACGAGGUCAUCAACCACAUGGACAUGCAGGUCUUCAGCGGCCGCGAGAGGGAUCUCUACCUCGAUGUCGACGCUGGCCCCGAGGCGGCCUCCAAGACGAGCUCUGGACGCAGCUUUCUGCGCUCUGCCUCCUCGUCCGCCUCCCGCAAGACCAACUACUUUGCAAAGGUCUACCACUACCGCAACGCCAGGCUGCCCCGUAGCCUGGCCCCCCUCAACCUGUUCAUCUCGACGUGGCCGCUGCUCUGCCUGGCCGCGCAGUCCUCCCAGAGCGCCUACAACCGUCCCUCGCCCGUGGAGAGGGAGACGCACGUCGAGGGGGACCCCUACCUGGGCACCAAGGCGAUGGUCAUCAAGUCCGUCGCGCUCGACCACAUGAACCUCAUCGUCUUCGCCGUCCGCGGCACCACCCGCUCCUCCUUCGCCGACUGGGCCACCAACAUGAACGCCGAGCCCGCCACGCCCACCGGCUUCCUCGACGACCCGGGCAACCUCUGCCACGCGGGCUUCCUGUCCGUGGCCCGCAGGAUGGUGCGGCCCGUGGCCCUGCGGCUCGAGCAGCUGCUCGCGGAGAACCCUGCGCGCGCAAAGUUCUCGCUCGUCAUCACAGGCCACUCGGCCGGCGGCGCGGUCGCCAGCCUGCUGUACGCCCACAUGCUGUCCUCGACCCUGCGCUCAGAGCUGAUAUACCUCCGUGACCGCUUCAAGCGCAUCCACUGCUUCACCUUUGGCUCCCCGCCGGUCUCCCUCCUGCCCAUCAACAAGCCGGCAGACCCCAAGUACGCCAAGUGGCUCUUCUACACCUUCAUCAACGAAGGCGACCCCGUCUGCCGCGCAGACAAGCCCUACGUCCGCUCUCUCGUCAGCCUCUACAAGUCUCCCGCUCCCCUUCCUCCGCCCACGACCAGGUCCCGCUCCUCCACCACCACUACCAACGGCAGCGGCAGCAGCAGCAGCAGGCCCAGCAAGCUCAGCUUCCUCAAGGACCGUCGAGAGAGCAGCGACAGAUCAGACCUUGAGCGGGAGGUGUUCUGGCCUGUGCCUUCGCCCACCCUGACCCUACCGGGCUGUCUCAUCGUCCUGCGCGGCAACAGAGACAACCCCAGAGACAAGGACGUUGUCGAGGCCUACCUCACCCACAACGAGCAGCUGGCCGGCGUCGUCUUCGGAGACGUGAUGAUGCAUAUGAUGACCCUCUACGAACGGCGCAUCCAGCUCCUAGCCACCGACGCCGUCACCGCCAGAGCUGCUCGAUGA
Microsporum canis CBS 113480 is the source of this 1872-nucleotide messenger RNA. RefSeq names its product vegetative cell wall protein gp1. The coding region runs from base 1 to 1872 and encodes 623 amino acids. The transcript is spliced from 3 exons. Gene Ontology annotation, biological process: lipid metabolic process. NCBI's taxonomy places the organism in Eukaryota, Fungi, Ascomycota, Eurotiomycetes, Onygenales, Arthrodermataceae. The record is from RefSeq and is a predicted model, not a curated record.